Messenger RNA from Eucalyptus grandis, 560 nucleotides. RefSeq lists its product as uncharacterized. The transcript has 4 exons. The record is from RefSeq and is a predicted model, not a curated record. The coding region runs from base 21 to 398 and encodes 125 amino acids. Lineage: Eukaryota; Viridiplantae; Streptophyta; Magnoliopsida; Myrtales; Myrtaceae.
UACUUGUUAAUGCCGUUGAGAUGUUUGUCGAUUUGUCGCAGAGACUGGGACCGGAUGUUCGAGAAGGAAAGCGAACAUCCGGUCCACCUGGGAAGUUGCUGCGAGAAGUUGAACCCGAGUUAAUGGAUGCUUUAAUUGAGGCUACAAAAGAUGGUGACCACAGUAGGCUGCGAGCUUUAUCUGUAUCCGAGGUGUGGUUUGGCGAAGAUGAUGAUGAAGGAGAAGAAGAUUUCGAGCAAGAACAAGUGGAGGAGGAGUGUGGUGAGUAUUCAAGCAUAGCAAGCAGGUGGUUUGACAGUUUAAUCAGUAAAGACAUUCAAAUGGCCAAUGAAGUUUUCUCCAUUCACACCAUUGAUUUUGACCGGCAAGAGUUGCAAAAGCUUGUAUGGAGAGUAUAGUCGACUCAAGAACAGCCAGCCAAAAACGAGAGUGAAGCUAGCAAAGCGCUCCUAAGGGCGCAGAAGUCCUCUACUUAUUUCCUCCGAAACCUUGCGAGGCAAUUAUGUUGUAGCAAUACAUGAUUGCGCAGCUGAUACUCACCUCUUGUACUAAUCUAUUUU